AAACUAUUAAUCGAACUGAAGGUUGUUCAGAUUCCUGUGCACUCUUUUGGAUUUGGAUCAGACCAUGAUGCUUCAGUGAUGCACUCAGUCUCUGAAUUAUCCGGUGGAACUUUCUCUUUCAUUGAAAGUGAGUCUGUGAUCCAGGAUGCUCUUGCGCAGUGCAUCGGUGGACUUUUAAGCGUUGCAGUGCUGCAGGAGCUACGAGUAGAUAUUGAAGGUAUGUGCCCAAAUGUUCGAAUUAGCUCAAUAAAAGCAGGAAGUUACUCUAGCCUUGUAACUGGUGAUGGCCACUCGGGAUUGGUUGAUUUUGGUGAUCUUUAUGCCGAUGAAGAGAGGGAUUUCUUGGUUUCUAUCACCAUCCCUGUCGAGGAAGAUGGACAUACACCAUUGUUAAAGCUGAGAUGCGUUUAUAUAGAUUCUUUGACAAAGGAAACUACAAAGCUUGAAAGUUACGUGCUUCAGAUUCAAAGACCAGAAAAUGUUAGUGAAAAAGAAGCUGUUCCCAUUGAAGUUGUUAGGCAAAGAAACAGAUUCUUAGCUGCAGAGGCAAUGUACCAAGCAAGAAAUUUAGCAGAGCAUGGAGAUUUAGAGGGAGCCGUUACAGUGAUUGAAAAGUUUAGAUUGGUUUUGGCAAAGGGGGUUACAGCAAAUUCCCAUGACAGUUUUUGUGCUGCUUUGGAGUCAGAGCUGAAGGAAAUACAAGAUAGAAUGAGGAGUAGUCAUGUCUACGAGGCAUCCGGAAGAGCUUAGAGCAACAUUAUUGGGAGCUCACACUCAUGGCAAAGAGCAACAGUGAGGGGAAAUUCAAGGGACGGUUCUAGCUUUGUCCAGGCUUAU
Molecule: messenger RNA, 837 nt
Organism: Capsella rubella
Lineage: Eukaryota; Viridiplantae; Streptophyta; Magnoliopsida; Brassicales; Brassicaceae
Exons: 2
Source: RefSeq, a predicted model, not a curated record